Molecule: messenger RNA, 1569 nt
Organism: Alternaria atra
Lineage: Eukaryota; Fungi; Ascomycota; Dothideomycetes; Pleosporales; Pleosporaceae
Exons: 3
Coding region: 1-1569 (522 amino acids)
Source: RefSeq, a predicted model, not a curated record
AUGGCAUCGCAGGGCGGUAUGCCUCCUUCUACGGCACCACAAGGACCUCCAUACCCUCCCAUGGUUUGGCCACUAGGCGGACCUCAAGUGAAGCGUAUCGACAUUCCAGCCCAAACAGUUUUCAUGUUCUUCUUCAUGAUUGGAGCAGCGGUACACAUGAAGAUAUUCCAAAAGAACAGAGCACGAGGACACAAGUUCCUGGCAAACAUCUUUAUCUUCGGCUUUUGUAUGGAGCGCAUAUUGACAUCGAUACUACGACUCGCAUCAGUCUCGAAUCCAACGAACGUUCCGCUUGCCAUCGCCGCGCAAAUCUUCAUCGCGGCAGGCGUCCUUAUCUUGUUCAUUAUCAACAUCAUCUUCGCGAUACGCCUAGUAAGGUCGACACAUCCAUCAGUGGGUUGGCAUCCUGCCUUUAGUAUCGCAUUCAGGGUUCUUUACGUAUUGAUCGGUUUGACUCUUAUCGCUGUCAUCAUAGCUACUGUCCAGAGCUUCUACACCCUCGAUGCAGGUACUCGAGCUACCGACCGUGGCUUCCAGCAAUACGGCGCAACGUUUCUCGCCAUCGUCGCUACACUACCUUUACCGAUUACAAUGCUUACGCUGCUCAUUCCCUACUCGCCACUCGAUCGCUUCGGUAUCGGCCGUCUUCGCACGAAAGUAAUAGUUCUACUAAUCAGCACAACACUCCUCUCGAUUGGUGCAUGGUUUCGCUGUGGCGUUACCCUUCAGACACCAGUCCCACGAUCGCAACCUCUACCAGGAUAUCUUGGCAAGGCACCAUUCUACAUCUUCAACUUCCUCGUCGAAAUUCAAACCGUACUCAUGUAUGCCAUACUUCGCGUAGAUCUUCGCUGGCACAUUCCCAAUGGCGCAAAGGGACCGGGUAGCUACGCUAAACCACAACGGCAAGACGUGGAAAUGCAAGAUUCUCGACCUACGUCCUCGGAUAGCGUGCAAGAUGAUAGCAAAUCCCUCAAGACUAUUAGCGAAGACGAAGAAAAGGAAAUCGAUGAUGAGAAAGCCGAAGAGCUUGCUGCACCCAGGAUUAUAGAGAUAGACCUUGGAAAUUCUUCACGCAGCUCCCUCGCACCACCAGAGAUGGAAGUACACAGGAGUUCAGCCCGCAGCUCUCUUGCACCACCGAAGACGGUAGAUAGAUCAGCCCGCAGCUCCAUCAUCUCUCAACGCCUAUCGUCAUUCAUCAGCAAAUCUACCAGUACACUGACCACUUUUGCCACGGCAGAACAGAAACAACGAUGGCGCGAGAGCGAAGAAGGAAGAAUAAUCAGGAGAUUGGGCGGACCAUGGCAGCAACUCCCUAGUCCUACUGAAACGGCUUUCAGCAUUAGCAGGAGUCCGACAAGGAGCGUUUUUAGCCACACGACAGGAGAUGAACCGGAACCACCUCAACCAGCAUACCACCAAAGGAGCGAUAGCGGUGCGCCUAGCAUACCCGAUGUCGUCAGCGAGGGUGGAUGGACACCAAGGAUCGAGUGGGAAUUCCGCAGUCCGAGACGAUUCCUCAGUUUGAAGAAGAGGAGUAUGAUUGGUUUGCAACUUCCGAAAUGA